AAAAAUGGCCCCUCCCAAUUUGCACAGAGAGACGAGUUUUGGCCGAGCUCGACGUAUGUGAGUCAGCUUGCUAACUAACCAUUGCGUAACCGUUUAUAUCGAUAUUUAGUUAACUAACAAAGAGCAAAAGCUAUUUUCAUACAUAGUUAUUAUUGAUGGAAAAAAGUUCAGACAGUCAUUAUACUGAGUGACUCGCGAGCUUGUCAACAAUACAAAUCUUCUUAGCUAGCCUGCUAGCCAUUUUGAUGGCAAACAACAACAUGGGACAAUAACAUCUAGCUACAGCAGACGUGUAAAUUACAUCUAUGGUUAGACUAGUGCACACCUAAUUUCUGGCAAUAUCAGGUUGUUUGGAAACCAUCAUCAUCGUAAUGAAUUGCCGUUCAGAAGUGCUGGAGGUGUCAGUCGAGGGUAGACAGGUCGAUGAAGCCAUGUUGGCAUUGUUGCAUACUAUCCUGCUGCACCGCAGCACUGGAAAAUUUCACUACAAGAAGGAGGGCACCUAUUCCAUCGGCACCGUGGGCACCCAGGACAUCGACUGUGAUUUCAUAGACUUCUCAUUUGUCCGAGUGUGCUCAGAUGAGCUUGACAGAGUAAUAAGGAGAGCUGUGUGUGAAUUUAAGGAUGCUUUGGGCAACUCGGGGAGCGACGGAAUGGGACAGAUCUCCCUGGAGUUCUACCAGAAGAAAAAGUCUCGCUGGCCUUUCUCUGACGAGUGCAUUCCAUGGGAGGUCUGGAGUAUCAAGGUCAACGUUGUUAAUCUGGCCAAUGAACAGGAGAGACAGAUCUGUCGCGAGAAAGUGGGCGAGAAGCUGGGUGAAAAAGUGAUAAAUAUUGUCGAGGUCAUCAACCGCCAUGAGUACCUACCGAAGAUGCCCACACAGUCAGAAGUGGACAAUGUGUUUGACACCAGUCUGAAAGAUGUCCAGCCUUACCUGUACAAGAUCACAUUCCAGAUCACUGACACACUCGGCACCUCUGUAAGCACCACUAUGAGGAGGCUGAUCAAAGACACGUUAGCACUGUAAGAGAGCCUCAAAAUUAUGUACAUCUGUGACGUGAGUGAGAGGGUAUGAUCGACUGUUGGAUGAAAUUACAAACUCGGUAGAUUGAGGCACUAGUCAGUCACUUCAGCUUCCGUGCCUCUCGGAGCCCUUUGUGGCUUUGAAGCCUCUUCUGUGUCUUGACCUCUAGGCUUAAAACACGGAUAACAUGCUAUAAGUUUCCACCAUGCUGUGUCUACUCACACAUCUUUACAUUUGUAAACAACAAUUUUAGAAUGUUUAUGCUUUCCUUGAUCUUUAUCCAAUUGCCUUCCUUACUUUUAAAUUUGAAAUAAAGUGAGAAUAUACAGCAAUCACAUUUUUGCUUUUAAGGUUUUGAAAUAAAACUGCUGAAACACGCAUGCAGUCUGUCCAAAGCAGAAUUUACAUUAAAAAAAAAACCUAGCAAAGCUGAAAUUAUUGGUUAAGUAAUUUUGUUAUUUAUGAACAUGUUAUGGCAUUUAUCUCUUUUAGUCAAAUAAUCAAGGUUAUUUACAAUUCUGUAUAUUUCUUAAAAAUAAAUACAGAUCACCAUUA
Messenger RNA from Hypomesus transpacificus, 1580 nucleotides. It is a transcript of the gene atg101, whose product is annotated as autophagy related 101. The coding region runs from base 372 to 1028 and encodes 218 amino acids. The record is from RefSeq and is a predicted model, not a curated record. Gene Ontology annotation, biological process: autophagosome assembly; autophagy. The transcript is spliced from 2 exons. Gene Ontology annotation, cellular component: phagophore assembly site. Lineage: Eukaryota; Metazoa; Chordata; Actinopteri; Osmeriformes; Osmeridae.